Messenger RNA from Branchiostoma belcheri (Belcher's lancelet), 6878 nucleotides. RefSeq lists its product as uncharacterized. The transcript is spliced from 6 exons. The record is from RefSeq and is a predicted model, not a curated record. Gene Ontology annotation, biological process: signaling. Gene Ontology annotation, cellular component: postsynaptic specialization; glutamatergic synapse. Gene Ontology annotation, molecular function: molecular adaptor activity. Bases 192 to 3554 code for a protein of 1120 amino acids. NCBI's taxonomy places the organism in Eukaryota, Metazoa, Chordata, Leptocardii, Amphioxiformes, Branchiostomatidae.
CCAUUGGGGCGAGGUACGCAUGCGUGUGACGUCACCGUUCUAAUAAUAGUCGCAGGAAACCGCUACAGAAAGUGGCUGAAAUCUGGCUCAAGUAGAGACUCGGAUCAUGAUGGGAAAUUGGAGAUUAUUCUAAAGUUUGCAGUUGAGAAGAUUUGAAAUAGCAGUGGUACAGUCCAGAUUGAAGGUUCGAGAUGGAGGAACCUGCACCAACCCUACCCAUGACAUCUCCAGGGCGGCCGACUGAAAUCAUUCAAACAACGCCCAGAAGAUCGUCUAAAAGUCCGGAUCGUAUACGAAACAUUAGUGUCAAUUAUAAAGAAAUGCAUACAAUUGAGGCGGAGGACUUACCCCAGAAUGUACGGAAAGCCUCCGAAGCUUAUGAAAACAAAGUGGCUGAUGAUUCUGGUCGGGCAGCCAAAGAGUGUAAAGUUAGACCACUGCCACAGAACGCUUUUACAAAAUUUUCAAACGAUAGCCCCUCGUGUAGUCCACCUGCCAUGAGGCGCUCUCGAAGCCCAGUAAAGAUCUGGGAGUCGACACUACCCCCUUUUGAUGCUCCGCUUUACGGAAGUGCAGGAACACGGUCAAGAUCCCGUUCACGUAGCCCAACGUUUGGCCGCGUCAUCGACCCAAACGCAAGCAGAGGAAACUCUCGAAAAACAAGCCUUUCCUCGUCAAUAGCCUCAGAAGACAUUGCAAGAUCAAUACGCGUGGCUAGUCCAGAAACACCGGUCGCAACCGGCGGAAACGAACGUGGUCGAUCAGUAAGGAAAGAGAGAGCUGUCUUAAAGGAAAUUAAAGUGGAAAGAAGAAAGUUGCUGAUAGCUCAGGAAGCUGCACGCAUCCCUAGUUUGAUUCCUCCCUAUACUCCCGAUUCUGCAACAGAUGACCAGGGUAACUCCAAAAGUAACCAAUCCCCAGCCAACAAUGAUAGUAAUACCACAAGUCCGGUGGCCCAAUCAGUGAGUCCCACCUCACAUCAGCCCAAAAAUACUUCCACCCCUGACCACCCAAGACCACCCAAAGACACAGAGCAAGCCAAACAGGAGAAAACUGUCCCUUCACCCAAACUAGACCAACCACCUCCCCGUGAGAACUUGUUCAGACGAAUGGUCCGAUAUCUAAGUCCUUGGAGAAGAUCGUCAGACAGACAAAACGGAACCUCAAGACGUACUUCUGACAAACAGAACACAAACUCCAACAACAGCAAUACUGGUAAAGCUGGUGGGGAUGCAUCCCAGGCUAACACACCUGCCAAAGAUGGAAAGAAGGUUUCGUCCCCUACAAACCAGCAGGGAUCAAAAUCAAGUGAGAAGGAGAAUUUAAAACAGCAGUCGUCGACGGGAAAAACAAGAGGUGGUUCUCAGAGUGGAAGUGGCGGGAAGUCGUCGCGUCAGAAAGGCAGCAGCUCAGACCGCUCCCAGUCUCGAUCGCCCAGUCGAGGGAAGCAGGGCGACGCGCAGUCUCGGACCAGACAAGUUAGCCCGCCCGGAGACCAGGUUAAAGUCCGUCGAGAUCCGCCCAUAAAGUACCGAACGGAUCCGCCCAGACACAGGAAGCAGGACCAGGCGAUGGCGAGGAGGUCAGACCCGCACCGCUCGUCCUGCGAGCACAAGUCCCGAGACAGGCACCAUGGGAAGCACGCCGUCAAGCCGCAGCCUCCAGAAGUCAACCAGGGCGAUCUGGUCAACGGCAACGUCAUCGUGGACAGGAAGCCAGAAAAGGAACGGUGGACGUGGAUUCCCAAAAUCCCGGACAGUCCCGCCCAAGAUUGGGGUCCGGCUUUGCCCAAGUCUUCGCCCAGCCCCGACUUGGAACAUGAAUGUGUUGGGAGGAGGGAAAAUCUCAUGGGCUCCUCCAUGGAGAGUUUUAACUCUUCUAUCAACGACGUACCCAUGGACCCCACCUCUCGGUAUUUGAACAUAUGUGGUCUGUCAGAGUUCUGGCAGAAGACAGUCCUUGAUCGAGAGGAUAAUUUAGCUCCCGGACAGUCAGUUUCUGCCCAGGAUAUUCAUUUACGACAAAAGCCAGUAGAAACCAGGGCGCGUGCAGAGAGCGAGGAAAAUGUACGUUGUAACAAAGGGAAGCUAAGACGCUCGCCCCAACCCGAGGAUCUUAAGAAGAUGUCCCAGUCAGCACCCUCCUUGAACGAACUGAAGAAGAGAGCGGCCAAAUACAGAGUAGAAUUAACACUAAGUCCGAAUGCAUCUGUUCAGGACUUGAACGAAAAUGUCGUUCUAGAGACGGACACUGGGACAAUCGAGUUGCCGAAAGAAACCAUGCUUGGCAGCCAAAAGGAAAACAGAACGGGAGAAAUCAACGAAAUGAGGAACAGACUCCUGGUUUCUGCUAUCAGUGGAAAAGACAACCUCGCUGAUGCAAUGAUGGAAUUUCGCAAUAGAACCAACAGCUAUCUAAUGGCAAUAGAAAACUCACCCCUCGGCUCUGCCGGUAUGGCUAACCGCGAAGUCUUCUUUCCCCCGGACAAAUCUCCAAAGUCAGUGUCACGACCACAAACCAUCAACAAUCAUUCCAUACCCAGCAUAGCAGAAAGCAACGAGGAAGAAUCAAUGACUCCAACAAAACCAAAAGCUCUCGACAACGUGAAAGAAGAAGAAACGAUACCCGAUAACGUCCCCACAAGCGAGAAUUCCGAAACCACCAACGUAACAAACACAAGGGUUCAGAAGCGACCAAGUCAGGACGAAGACAACCCCACAGCCGACCUGAAGAAGAGACACGGCCAUGUUGGGAAAGAGCAGUGCGAACAGUUGAUUGUGGAGGGAAUCGUGAAGAGAUUGGACGAGAAGGAUUGCGAGAUUGAAGAGGAAAUCGCAGCUGGGGUUAUCCAGCAGUUAGGAACAGAGGAGUUGGAAAAAGAGAAGGCUGAGAUCCGAGUACAGAAGAGUGAUCAGGAGAGCAGAGAUGGGAAGUACUACCUGGGAGUGAUGGAUCUGGAGAGAGACAGGAUAAGUAAGCUGUGUGGACAGGCUGAGAAGGACCAGGAGGGAGACAUGUCAGAGGAAGCUGAUGGCCUACUGAGAGCAGCAGUGGGAAAGGCACAACUUCUAGUGAGCCAGAAAUUCAAACAGUUUGAGGGACUUUGCCAGCAGAACUUGAACCCAGCAGACUGUGAGGGUGACCAGUGUGUCACCACGUCCUCUGACCUGGCUGGCUUCUGGGACCUCGUCAAUAUCCAGAUAGAAGAUGUGAACAGCAUGUUUGAGGAGAUCGCCCUGCUGAGACAGAACGAGUGGAAGUUCCCCCCGCAGACGUCAUCCAACGGUAAGGACGAGCUCAGCCCAUCCUCCUCCCGCGGAACGUCCACCCAAUCCACCCCGGCUGCUUCCCCAAAACCGCGCAGAACGCGUCCCAAAACCGCCGGCGCCACGCGGAGCCCCAAACCCGGGACAAAAUCCGCCGCCAGAGAUGACGCCAGGAAAAGGCUGCUUGAAGCUAAGAGAGCCGCGGCUGCAAAGAAGAAGGCAACCAUGCAAGAAGACAACAAUGUGGAAAUAUUCCUUCCUGAAGCUUCAAACCCUACACAUACGUAAGUGCGUGUUGUUUGACCGAUGCAUGCUCCGGAUUUAGGCAUUGCAGCGUCAUGCAACAACACUUAACUAAUCAUAUGCAAAUACAAGAUCAUGUGUUUAUUUUGUUGGCCUAAAAAAAUGGCAAAAAUGCCCAUGAAUAGAACUUUUCAACAAGAGGUUUCAAAUUUUUUGUAGGACUUUUUUUGCAGUACAGGAAGAGGUCACAUGAUGCCCUACCUGACAGUGAUCAUGAUGCAUGCUGGGAAAUGCUGCAUCCUCUUUGCCAGUGCUUUUUUUGUCUGAUUGCUCUUUCUGAAAGGUUGUGUUUUUAAUUUGAAAUAGGUGGCUGAGUGAUUAAAAAGCCUGUACAUUACUUCACAUUUAGCAAAUGUUUGAAUGAAGUUGAAUGAUUAUGGUGAAAAAAAUUCUUGUGAAGUGAAUCAUUUCUAACCCUGAGCAUGUUGAGAUUGUUCAAAACCCAGAUUGUAUAUUACCAACCUGGUCCCUAGUUGUAUGAGCACUGAUGUUACUGUUAGGAGGAUUCUACAUUGGAAAAGGUCUUUGACUUAGAAACCAAGCUUACAACUAUGUAACAAGGGGUUGUAGAAACCCAACUUGGGGUCAUAUUUACCCAGGCUGUGGUUGCGCAAGGUUGGAAUCCAUUUGUGGGUUUUAAAAACCCAGGUGGUCACAUGUGAACCAUUCCCAAUUUUUUCUUAAUCCCCUGAACUACAGUAUUUCUUCUCCAUAGCAGUAGCCAUUUAAAAAAACGUCAGAGAUGAUUUAACUUAUUCUGGUCAAUUCCAUUUCUCACUGUCAUGAUAUACAACAUGUAUGUAUCACAAUGAUCACCAGUUUCAAGCUACAUGUAAUACGUCCAAGAAGGUUCAAAAACUUGUUCAUGCCUGUUUAAGAGCUUUAGCUACCAGAAAUGUGCAGAAUUUUCCUCUAUAAGACUGUAUAGUAUGCAUUUGUGCAGUUCAUGUGUAUAUUGGCCACUACCGAGAAUUGUAUUGAAUGAACUCUAGCUAGUUGAGACAUACAAAGUGAAAAAAUUGCAUGGUGUAAAAAAAAAUGGAGAAUCGUUGAAAAGUUUGUCUGUACAGCUACAGUGCAGUAUUAUGACUCUAUUCUCUACUUCUAAGAAUAUGCCAAAGCUUAGUACACACAAAUUGGUCGUUGAAAUGCAGUAAAAAAAAUUGUUCAAAUUAUAGUUGUCCCAUGCAGGAAAGUUUCUUUUUGGUAUGAGCAUCCUACAUAUACAUCUCAGCUAAAAAUUGUGCUCUCAAUGUUGAGGUUUGCCAAAUCAUACCUGAUUUACCUCAAGGCCAUUUAGUGUGUAAUAUUACAUGUAGUAUCUGCCUCAUAUAUAACUAUUUAACUCAAUUUACAUGCAGGCGAAAAACCUGAUGUUCAAAAACUAUCUACAUGUACAUGUACAUGUAUGCACGCAGAUGUCCGAAUGUAAAUCAGCCUGACUGAAACGUAUAUUCUUGACAUAUGCUAAAGCAGGUAGAUUUACAUGCAGGAAAAAUUAGAUGUACGCAGUUUUCACAUGCUUGCGUGUUUGCAGUUUUUUUUUCGGACAUCUCAUUUUUGCCUGUGUGUGUAAAUCAGGUCUCUAGUGCAUUACUGUUAGAGUAAUAAUAUGAUGUCAGUAAAGCAAUCAUAAUGGUAGACCAGGGGUAGGUGCAAGCCAGUGGUGCAUUCAGUACUGGUGUUAUACAUGUAUAGUGACAAGAGUAGGGAAAACAUGUCAAUGAUCAUUCAGGAAAAUCAUUCCAAAUUUUAGUUGCCAGAUUUUUUGCAGGGUUCAUGCUGAUAGAAAUUUUGCUGCGUCAAAAAAAUGUUCUACAUGUCUGAAAGAAUUCUUCUGUUUUUGUGAGAUGAAGAACACAUUGAAGCAUCCUUAUCAUGAAUGCCUCCAAUACUUUGGGAAACUUAACUCAAGCCUUUCUUUAGUUUCUACUCAAGGGACUGAGACCAUCUACAAUUUGAUGGAUUGAUGUGAAAAUAUGAAAAUAUACAAAAUGUUUGUUGCAUCACUCCAAGCAGUCAACCAGGGUUGUACAUUUUGAAGAAUUCUUGGGACAGAGCCCUGCAGUUAUUACAGCAGAUACAAAACUUUCUGUUGUUUUCAAUGUGUGGUAAAAGAGUUAGAGGAGCUCUAAGACUUUUCUCCUUAUGUUGCAAAGGAGUUCUAUUGUUGCAAAUAUCUGUACAGUACACUACGUACUUAUCACGUUCAAUGUGCAAUUGUUUUUUAUAUACUGUGGGUUGUCAUCUUCUGUAGUUUGCCUCACUCUAUACGAGUUUUUUUUACAAGUGUUUUGUGUUUUUUUAGGUAGUAAUUUAUUGUGGAAAUUCUAUUGCAGCAAUUUUUACAUCAUGUUUUUUUUAAGAUUUGAGAUGCGUGCAAACUAAAUUAUGACACAGUUUGUCAAUGUAGAAAGCCAAUAUUUGUAAAUACUAGAAGACUCCAUUUUUGGAGCAGUGUGAAAAUGAUACAGACCCAGUGCAACAUGUUGGUAAACUUGCUGAAUAGCCUAUGUAGAGCCUGUACAAUGUGUUAACUUGGAACUGCUCAUAUGCAGGGUCUUUAAGCACUUACUUACUCUUCCCUAACAUUGCUAAAAUCCAGAAUACUGUAACUGAUGAAGAAAAAGACCUACUCAAUCACACAGAUGUGUGUCAUUGAAAAUAUACAUGAAUUGAAUGCAUUUUCCUGAUAACGACUUGAAUACAUGAACUAUUUCGAUUCUUCUGACCUCGAAUAUGGCCACAGUUUUCUGAGGCCCAAAAGAGGUGGCUUUCACAGUACAAUGCAGUGCCUGUAAUUUGAGGCCAACUACAGAAUGUUAAUGUCAGGUUUUUGUGGCAAAUUAGUACUGUCAGGCACUGUCUUAUGUUGUAACAGCCACUUCUUAUCAUGGAUGAAUUGGUACCUGUGUUUUCAACAAGCAUAUUGUUGCUUUCCCUUGCCUCAUAUGACAACAAGUUACGUGCAUUUUAGCAGAUGAAUUCUCAGUUGAAAGCAAGUGUGAUCCGUGCACUCACACGACUUGAAAUGUACAUGUAACAUUUAGAUCCACUGCAACAAACGUGGACUUUUGGAUGUUUUGCUGUGUAAAUUUGCCUUCUUACUAGCUAUACCUUGCUUGAACUUGAAGCUCCUUAACUAAUAUAAAAAGCUGCUUUUAUGUCCUGGAACAGAUACAUUAUGUCUUACGAAAUAUUCUAUUGUAUAUUGUUAGACAAUAUUGCAAACAAUAUGCAGUUCACAAGUGAAAUGGUACAGUCAUUCAAUUCUGUAUGCAGGGUUUCAAAUAAAUGUGUUCCUAGGCU